Molecule: messenger RNA, 573 nt
Organism: Diatraea saccharalis (sugarcane borer)
Lineage: Eukaryota; Metazoa; Arthropoda; Insecta; Lepidoptera; Crambidae
Source: the annotation of a GenBank genome assembly
AUGAAAAUACCAAAGAGUUUUCUAAAAACUUACCUAGUAUGUACCAGUCUUGUUAAUUCUGAGAAUCAAGAGGAUCUUGCUAAAGAAACUGAAUCUUUAGCUUAUUGUGACACAACCACUUUUAGAGCUAUUUGCUUAGAAAAUCAGCUGGAGAUUAAUGAUCAUGACAAUGUUUCUGGCCUGACUAUAACUUCGAUGAAUAAUUUGGUAUCUAACGUUUCGAAAGAGGAAUUAGGCACUGAAAUUAAUAAUGAACUAAGUGAAUUCGGUUUUGAUUUUUCAUCAGAUGGUUCUGUUGCCGACCCAAAUUACUGUCCACUCUCUGAAAUUACCAAUUUUGCACCUAUAGCUUCAACAUCAACUGACAGCAAUAAUAAUUUGUUUCCUGAAACAAUUUUGGAACGUGAGAUGGCUAUCGAGUCUAGAGUAAGGAAACGAAAAGCAGACGUAAUGUCUACGAAAAGGUUAAGAAACAAGACGUUAAGAAUGUUGGGUCAAGAAUAUGUAGGUUUUAGAAAAACUGAAGAUGAAAAAUUUUUACAAGACUAUCAAACCUGCGCGACAACUUUGUAA